AUGAGUUUAACUAACCGACUCCCGCUGACAGAGGACUCCUGCUACGAUGUCGUCCGUUUGGAACUGACUCGCGACGACGAUCACGGAAUCAUCGACGAUGACCUUGCCCACAUCCUUCCUUGGUGCCCCAACCUCGAGUCUGUUCGUCUGACCGGCGUCCCUGACCUUACCGACCGUACUAUAAUCCUUCUCGGCCGAGUGGCGCCGGAUCUCCUUGAGCUCGACAUCUCCGGUUGUACACAGGUUACAGAUGAGGCGAUCCUAUCGCUUGCAACAUCCGCGACGGAACUGCAGGUAGUAAAAUUGAAUGGUCUUACAACACUCACCGAUCCCUCCGUCUCCACGCUGGCACGUUCCCUCAUGGAGCUGAAAGAGUUGGAGCUAUGUGACGUCCCUCUACUCACCGCUGCAUGCAUUCGGGAUAUAUGGACAUUCUCAACGAAACUGAAGUACCUCAAACUUAAUCAUUGCGCCCGUCUCACAGACAAGGCUUUCCCGCACAUUUUGCCCCCCUCGUCACCUGCGUCUGGUGCCACAGCGUCUGCACUCUCCCCGCCACUCUCCCCUGCGCAAUAUGCCGUUUUUACCUCUCGCCCGGCUUCUUGGCUUGAUACACUCACGCCACUCGUUUUCUCCUCCCAUCAUAAUCUGGCCAAUCUCCGUCAGUUGGAGCUUGAACACUGUGUGAGACUGUCCGAUGCAGCAAUAAGCGGCAUUGUGAAUCAUGCGCCGCGCAUCCGGCACCUGAGCCUGUCGGGCUGCAUGACCCUGACGGAUGUUGCUGCCCGAGCCAUAGCCUCUUUGGGCGCACAUCUGAACGUGCUCACCUUGGCGCACGUAGAAGAAAUCACCGACUACGGGAUCGUGAGCAUAGUGGGGGCAUGUCCCAGGCUGAGAACGGUGGAUCUAAGCUUCAAUGCGCGCCUGACAGACCUUACCCUACUAGAACUGGCCACGCUCCCUCAGCUUGAGCGCCUGACCCUAGUCGGCCUGACCCGACUCACCGACAAUGCCGUAUUCUUCCUCGCAGAGCACACCACGACGCUCGAGCGGCUGCAGCUGUCGCUGUGCAAGAGAUUGUCACUGGAGGCAUUCCACGUCUUGGUGCGGAAGCUUCCCAAGCUCGAGCAGCUGAGUGCGUCAGGUGUCCCGGCGCUGAAGCGGAUAGGUGUCGAUCGUUUCUCCGAGCGGGUUCCACGGGGGUACAAUGUACACAAACAUGGCAUAUACCGCGUCUAUCGCGGAGGGAAUUUGCGCGCGCUGGCGCGGUUUUUGGAUAAGGAGCAAGCGCGCCGCCGGGAGGCCGAGCGAGAAAAUAUUAUAUUCAAGCCGCGGGCAGAUGAUAGCGUCGAGCUAUACUAG
Molecule: messenger RNA, 1362 nt
Organism: Fibroporia radiculosa
Lineage: Eukaryota; Fungi; Basidiomycota; Agaricomycetes; Polyporales; Fibroporiaceae
Exons: 3
Coding region: 1-1362 (453 amino acids)
Biological process (GO): SCF-dependent proteasomal ubiquitin-dependent protein catabolic process
Cellular component (GO): SCF ubiquitin ligase complex
Molecular function (GO): protein binding
Source: RefSeq, a predicted model, not a curated record